UUGGCCAGUGCAGGCAGCGGGUUCCUCGGUGCCCGGCUCCUGCCCCCGUCUGUCCCGGACCCCUCCCCCCGCAGUCUCGGCUCCCUCCUCCUGCUCUCCCUCUUAGUUCUGGGGGUUUGGGCAUGGUGGGAGCUCUCCCGACCGGUGGAACUGAUCCGGGGUCCCGAGGAAGUGGGCUACAUCCCUGAGAGGGGCCGGGACAAAGCCUACACCGCCAACCAGGUGCGGAGGAGGAGGAAGAAGGGCGACCUGCCCCCGGUCUACCCCAAUGGCUGGUACCACCUGCUGGACUCCCACCUCCUGGAGCCAACCAGCGUCCACAACCUCACCGUCUGCGGUGAGCAAGUGGCAGUGUACCGAACUGCAUGUGGCAAGGUGUAUGUUGUAGAUGCCUACUGCCCUCAUCUUGGUGCCAAUCUUGCCGUGGGAGGCAGAGUAGUCGGAGAUUGCAUAGAGUGCCCAUUUCACGGCUGGCAGUUCCGUGGAAAAGAUGGAAAGUGCACCAAGAUACCAUAUGCUGAAAAAGUGCCAGAGUUUGCGAAGAUUAAGACAUGGGCAAGCUGUGAGAUAAAUGGAAUGGUGUUUGCAUGGUAUCACUGUGACCAUAUUGAGCCCACUUGGACCAUCCCUGAACAGGAGGAAAUCACCAGUAAGAAAUGGGUGUACAGGGGGCGCACCGAGCACUAUGUUAAUGCACACAUAGAGGAAAUACCAGAGAAUGCGGCGGACAUUGCUCACCUUGAUUUUCUGCAUGAGCCGAGCAUCCUGAGUGGGAUUGACUUACGAUACACAAAGUCGAAGAUGUGGGAAUUUUUGAGGCACACAUGGAAGGUUCAGUGGGAGGCAGAACCAGCCCCUAACAAGCAUUGUUCUAGAAUGACGCUCAAACAUGCCUCACUAGUUUUUGGGAAACACUUCUCACUGCUCGAUGUGGAUGUUGUUGCUCGUCAGGUCGGACCUGGAAUAGUGUUUUUGAGCUUUCAACAUUCCUUCCUGGGCCAAGGCAUAAUUCUGCAUUGCGUGACCCCUGUGGAGCCUCUCAUGCAGAAAGUAUCACACAGCAUCUACUACCAGAAGAAUUACCCCACCAUCGUCCCUAGGUUUAUUUUGUUGGCAGAGUGUACACAGUUUGAACGGGAUGUGAUGGUCUGGAACAACAAAAAAUACAUCAGCAAGCCACUACUUGUUAAAGAGGACUCUGCCAUUGCCAAACACCGUCGGUGGUACUCCCAGUUCUACAGUGACAACAGCCCUAGGCUUACCUUCCAGGAGGAUGGGCUGGAUUGGUGA
Staurois parvus is the source of this 1290-nucleotide messenger RNA. The record is from the annotation of a GenBank genome assembly. Lineage: Eukaryota; Metazoa; Chordata; Amphibia; Anura; Ranidae.